This is a messenger RNA of Crotalus tigris (Tiger rattlesnake), 4787 nucleotides long. RefSeq names its product tight junction protein 3 (gene TJP3). Lineage: Eukaryota; Metazoa; Chordata; Lepidosauria; Squamata; Viperidae. The record is from RefSeq and is a predicted model, not a curated record. The transcript is spliced from 20 exons. Gene Ontology annotation, cellular component: plasma membrane; bicellular tight junction. Gene Ontology annotation, biological process: protein localization to cell-cell junction; cell-cell junction organization; establishment of endothelial intestinal barrier. The coding region runs from base 948 to 3812 and encodes 954 amino acids. Gene Ontology annotation, molecular function: cell adhesion molecule binding.
AAGAUCCUGUACUCAGCUAAGUAAAUAAAUCAGUACAGCAUCCAAAUAUGAACCGUGGGAAUAUUGGUGCUUUACGUUAAUUAAUUUCUUACUGGAAACAGACCAGCAUCAGAAAUGAAGCCCGACAGCAUUGCUAAUGCUGGCAUUAGGGAUAUUUGAGGGAUAUUUGGGGCUAAAUCUCCAGGUCCCCUAUCCACAGUCCCCUCAACCACAAGUUCACUGCAAAGGAGCCACCGCCAGCCUUAAGCAGGCAGACCAAGACUGGAAACUUUUAAAAGUUUGUGUGGUUAAAGAGACGGUCUAGUGGUUCAGACUAGGCUAAUUCUAGUCUCGCCUUAGGCAUGAAAGCCGGCUGGGUGACUUUGAGUGACUUUCUUAGCCUGUGAUGAUGACAACAAGCCGGUUGGUCAAUUCCUGUUGCAAUCAAUGGAUCAACAGUCAACUGAUUUGGAAAAAAAAAACAACAAAGCCCAGAAUCUUAUUGUUGUAGGAAAACACCAGGAAGGAAAAGAAACGGAGGUGGGAAUCAGAUCCCUCUGUUGUCCUAGUUGUCUGAUCUGGCUCCUGGGCCAGCUGCAACCAAAUCUGGGGCUCGGGACUCUCCAAGGUUUUUCUUACAGAAACCUCUGGACUUACACAGCUUGGCAGAGAACUGGCGUGCUCUGGCCCCACCUGGAAUCCGUGCCUGAGUGGUGAGCCUUCACCUGACCCAGGUGCCUGGGCGGGGCUUGGGAACUCAAGGAAAAGGGGUGGAGGGGAAUGGAGGGGGCUGGACCCGCUGCUCUGCCAGCCUGUUUUUCUGGGGAAAGGCUCAGCUGGAGCAGGUAGAAGGAAGUCUCUCCAGGAUUUGGAUGGGGUCUGCAACCCCCGUGAGCCCCACUUAAAACUCCUCGGAGCCAGCCUCUUUUGAGGAAGAUGGUGACCAGGCCGGGAAACAACUGAGCAACAUGGCUGUGAGGUUUGAGGUUGCAGAGAUGGAGGAAAUGACCAUUUGGGAGCAAUAUACCAUUACAUUGAACAGGGAUCCCCGGAAGGGUUUUGGCAUUGCCAUUUCGGGUGGCCGCGAUCGUCCAAACAGUUCAGAUGGCGACACCUCUAUUGUCAUAUCAGAUGUGGUGCCUGGAGGACCGGCUGUUGGCCGACUCCAGACCCGGGACAAGAUUGCCAUGGUCAACGGCCUCUCCAUGGAGAACGUAUCUUCGUCUUUUGCCAUCUCCACUUUGAAAACUUGUGGCAAGUUGGCUAAUAUUACAGUCAAAAGACCCAGAAAAAUCCACUUGCCCGUUGCCAAAUCCAGCCAGCCAAGAAGCCAGCCUCCCUUGACGCCUACUAAACACUUGACGGAUGGGAGAAAUGAGGACUCGGAUGAGGACUAUGGGUACCGGGGUGGUGAGUCAGGCAGACACCCCGGGCAGAGCCGACAGCGGACAGAAGCAGAACAUAACCGUGGUUACGAUGGAGACUCGUCCAGCGAGAGAAGUUCGGGACAUUAUCGUGAUGAUGACAAUGAUAGCGCCCACAGGCAGCCCCUCAGGAGCCGAGUGCGGAGCCAAGAGAGGGGCUACCGGAGGCGGAGCCAAGACAGUGGAUCUGAUAGGGCGCCUUUGGCCAAUGGGCACCAUCAUAAAGGAAGCACCAGCGGGCUUGUCCUGAUGUCUGGGUUUAAGCGGCUGCCAAGGCAGGACGUGCCGAUGAAACCCGUCCGCUCGGUUUUGGUGAAACGUAAGGAGAGCGAAGAAUACGGACUGAAGCUGGGGAGCCAGAUUUUCAUCAAACACAUCACUGAGACAGGAUUGGCAGCCAAGGAUAAUUCCCUACAGGAAGGGGACCUUAUCCUCAAGAUCAAUGGCGUUGUCAGCAAAAAUAUGUCUUUGGAAGAGACACGGCAGCUGAUCGAACAGUCUGAGGGAAAACUUACCUUACUCGUUUUACGUGAUAAUAGCCAAUUCUUGGUCAACAUCCCUCAAGUGAGAGACAGCGAUACGGAAAGUUCCCACCUGGACGAUAUAUCUGAUCUUGGCUCAGACAUCUCGCCUCCCCCUCCUGUGGGAAGUACACCACACUCUCCUCAAUCUCCGACAAGAGAUCCUCCCUGGGAUUACAGCAGACAAGAGACAGCAGUGGAAGAGUUGACUUCACCACCAGUUUCUAAUCCCGAGGAAUCCCCCACCAACGAGUACAAUUUCCGAGGGAAUAAUUCCAUCCUGCAAAAUGAUGGGAUUUCAGGGUACAGCCCCGAUUCGAAGGUGGUGCGUUUUGUCAAAGCCAAGAGCAUCGGCCUCCGUCUGGCAGGUGGGAAUGACGUCGGGAUAUUUGUGGCUGGCGUGCAGGAGGGCAGCCCGGCUGAGAUUCAAGGCCUCCAAGAAGGCAACCAGAUCCUUCAGGUGAACGAGAAGCCCUUCCACAACUUGACUCGCGAGGACGCUGUGCGGUACUUGAUGGAGUUGCUCCCAGGGGAAGAAGUGACGUUCCACGUUCAGAACAAACAGGACAUUUACAAGAAGAUGGUCCAAUCCAACCUGGGCGAUUCGUUCUAUAUCCGUACCCACUUUGAUUUUGAGAAGGAUACGCCUUCCGCCCUGAGCUUCACACGGGGAGAAGUCUUCCAUGUGAUAGACACCAUGUAUCGGGGCCGGAUGGGAAGCUGGCUCGCUCUACGGAUGGGAAAGGAACUUCAAGAGAUGGACAAGGGCAUCAUCCCAAACCAGAGCAGGGCAGAACAAUUUGCCAGUCUGGAAUCGGUUCUCAAAGCGACCUCGAAGACCUCCAGCGUUUUAGGGGCUCGAGCAGAGUUCUGGAAACUUCGAGGUUUGCGGGGAGCCAAACGGAUGCUGCGUAAAAGCCGGGAAGAUCUUUCUACCCUCACCAAGCAGGGCCACUACCCGCCAUACGAGAAGGUCGUACUCAAGGAAGCAACUUUUAAGCGUCCUGUAGUGAUCCUGGGCCCCAUUGCUGAUAUCGCCAUGCAGAAGCUGAGCACGGAGAUGCCAGAUCAAUUUCAGAUUGCAGAGAGUGUUAUCAGAGAAGGAGGAUCGUCCAAAGUGAUCAAACUGGACACCGUCUGGCAAGUUGCAAAGCAGGAUAAGCAUGCAUUGCUUGAUAUUACGCCAGCCGCUGUGGAACGUCUCAAUUAUGUGCAGUAUUUCCCCAUUGUGGUCUUUUGUGAGCCGGACAGCCGGCAAGGAAUCAAGGCCAUGCGGCAGUGGCUGGCGCCAGAUUCCAAGAAAAGUUCGCGGCGCCUCUACACGCAGGCCGCCAAGAUGCAGAAGUACUGCAGCCACCUCUUCACAGCCACUAUUAGCCUGGCCGGGGGGUCCAACAACUGGUACCAGACCCUGAAGGAGAUUAUCCAAAUUCAGCAGGCCCGUCCUGUCUGGAUGACUGAAGAACAGGUGGAUGCUUCAGCUGAGGAGAGUCUGGACAUAUUAAACCAGACCUCGGCCAUCAGUAUGGGCGACCUGACUUGUGACAGUCGGGCCAACAGUGAUUAUGAGGAAACGGACGCAGAAGGAGAACCUUAUACGGACCAGGAAUUGGACGAGCCCUAUCAAGAGGCAGCUCUGAGUCGUUCUUCAGAGCCAGCAGAACAAAGCCUGGAUCGGGAGUUGAAUGAGCGUGUGGCAGCUGCUCUGGCCUACCCCAUUGACGUGCAUGAGAGUGAUCACCAGCCCCAAGGACAGUGGCACAGCAGUUAUGACAUCAGGGAAUACGAACAUGAGGCGCUACGGAAGAAGUUCACCCAUGCGCAGUCUUACGACUCUGAGUCAGACCAGGACUAUGGUUAUGACUGGGGACCUGCCACAGACCUGUGACCACAUCAACAGCCACGUGGCCUCCUGCAACUUUCUUGGGUGGCCGUGCAAAGCUGUCCGUGUCAUUCCAAUUUUGGUGGAACUCUUCAAAGACCUUUGUGCUCCUAUAGAGGCACUAAAAACAUAGGGGGGUUGGCAAGAUUUUGAGCUCACGGAAGUCCUCGUGACCAGCUUUGCCUCGUAUGCUUGUUCUGGAAAUGUUGCUUUUCUCUUUCACCCUGUUGCCUUAAGUUGUGGACACCCCAGAGCAGCCAAGGUGGAGCAAGCCACCUUGGAUGGAAGUUUGAUCCUCAGUUAAUCCUCUCCACCAUCCUUUCUUUGGGCAGUUUCAUCUCAAGCUGGAUAUCUGGUGCAUUCAAGCUACUUCUGCCCUUUGAUCAAGGUCAAAGGAUUUCCACCGGCCUUCUGAACAAACUCAUAAUACGGCUCAGAAGGGAUUUGCAACCAUUUUUUAUUUCAUUCUGGAUCCAUUUCACAGGAAUAAGGCCCUUCAAGCUACAUAUACAUCGAUGUUUCUUAAGCUCAACCACUUGCAGAUGUCUGGACUUCAAUUCCCAGAAUUCCCCAGCCAGCUUUCAAAUCCAGCUGGCUUUGAGUUGAAGUACAGAGAUCUUUGAGUUGCCAAGAUGGAGAAAUACUGAUACACAGCAUUGUUAGGCCACUUUUAUACUUCAAGUAAGAACUUCUUCAAGGCUAAGAACUUCCACCUCGUGUUCUCACUUCAUGCACGAUGCUUUUAAGAAACCGCCCUACAUCCAUUCACAUGUCUCAAGAAUUUUAAAGCUAGACCUUGCGUGUUGCCUCUCCCGACUGGAGGUCUAUUUUUGCUGAUAAAAACCACACUCCAUGUUUUAUCUUUUUAAAUUUAAAUUUUAUCUUUUUAAAAAUUUUAAAUUUUUAAAUUCUCACUGGAGAAGGGCCUAAUGCUGAGAAAGAUUGAGGGCAAUAGAAGAAGGGGACGACAGAGAAUGAGGU